AUGGGCUCCAUUGGUCACCAUUCUCUCCCCCCGACAUUGCCCGACAGGCAACGGGCCGUCGUCCAGGCCGAAAGCCCUGCCGGGAAGCUCCAGAUCGUCACGGACCGACCUGUGCCCAAGCCCGCAUUCGACGAGGUCUUGGUCCGCGUUCAUGCCGUCGCGGUAAACCCGUCGGACUGGAAGAUGACCACGCAGUUCCCGUGCCCCGGUGCCGGGUGCGGCAUGGACUUCUCCGGAGUCGUGGUGGCAACCGGACACGGACUCGACCCAGCUUUGGGCAUCCGAGUCGGUGACGCUGUAGCCGGUGCUGUCCACGGCGCGAAUCCCUUUGACCCGCAAGCCGGCGCCUUUGCCGAGUACACUUGCGCUCUCGCUGACCUCUUAUGGAAGAUCCCGCGGCCGUGGGAUCUCACCGACGCCGCGACAGUCGGGGGCUGCUGUGUGGCUACCGUGGGCCUGGGCUUGUUCGCCGACGACGCACUCGGUCUCCCGUUUGGACUGGACCAAUUCGUGGCGGAUGGCAAGGCUUCUUUCGUUCUCGUAUAUGGGGGCAGCACAGCCUCGGGGACCAUGGCCAUCCAACUGGCAAAACUAUGCGGCUACCGAGUAAUCGCAACAUGCUCGCCUCGAAACGCCGCCAUGGUAGAGUCGUACGGAGCGGAGCGCACGUUUGACUACAGUAGUUCCUCUUGCGCCGCGGAUAUACGCGCGUACACCGAGAACACUCUGCACCAUGUGCUGGAUACCAUCGUUGAUCCAAAGUCCAUCCUGGUUGCCAACAAGGCGAUCGGACGUUCCGGCGGGCGCUAUGCCGGGCUCGAAGCCUUGCCGGAAGACGUCCUCGACGGCAGCGGUACAACUCGAAGAAUCAUCAAGUGGACCUACGUCAUGGGCACGAGCAUGAUCGGGAGAGAGGAAGGGCUCACGGGGCCGUAUUACAGCAAGCCGCGGCCGGAAAGGCGUGCCUUUGGCAAAUGGUGGUUUCGUACGGUCGUUCAAGACCUCGUGGACAAGGGUUUGCUUCGACCGCAUCCUGUGAAGCUGAUGGAGGGUGGACUGGAACGUGUUCCCGAGGGUGUUGAGAUGCUUCAGAAGAAGCUGGUGAGCGGCGAGAAACUGGUCUAUAAAGUUGUUUGA
Colletotrichum destructivum is the source of this 1137-nucleotide messenger RNA. RefSeq names its product Putative GroES-like superfamily, alcohol dehydrogenase-like, NAD(P)-binding domain superfamily. NCBI's taxonomy places the organism in Eukaryota, Fungi, Ascomycota, Sordariomycetes, Glomerellales, Glomerellaceae. Gene Ontology annotation, molecular function: oxidoreductase activity, acting on NAD(P)H. The transcript has 2 exons. Bases 1 to 1137 code for a protein of 378 amino acids. The record is from RefSeq and is a predicted model, not a curated record.